AUGGUUCCUUCUCCUUCUCCACACAAGAAGCACUCGGAACUUGAAAAGGCUUCUCAUCUUGUGCUGGCAGGUCUUGAUGAUCCGAUGGUGCAGAAGAGUUCCCUCUCGUAUCGGGUGAUUUCAUCAUUUUCAUCAUCCUCACCAUCAUCAAGUGAAAUGCAUUCAGAAGAGUUGCAAAUGGUGUUGAAAGUGAAGCCUAAGAAGCAAGAUCAUCAUCGUGAUGAUGAGAAGAACCAUUAUUCUCACCAAAAUGAAGCUCAAGUUGACUCUUCCGAUCCAACCACACAAAUUCCGUACAGUGCUAAAUUGUGUCAAGUUGAAUUUGAAAUUACAAUUACAUUUGUUUCUUACAGUAAACAAAAUACAAAGGUCAGAGUGAAGAGCACCACCGUAGAGACUGGAAGUGAACAACGAUUGAAAUAUUUGAGGAAUACUGUUAGCAACUUUUCAGUGAUGGAUAUUGAACAAAUUGUGGCGGAAAUGCAAUUACAAGAUGAAGCAAAAAGAUUAGAAGAACAUUUGGCUAGUCUUCGAAAAAACAACGAAGAUGCACUGUCAUGCAUGGUGGCAUCGGUGGAUGAAUGGCUGAGAACAUUUGUUCAUCCUUUUGUUGAAAAUGGAAUCGAAAAGCCAAAAGCAAAAUCAAAGAAUCAAGCAAAGGCCACAAGUCCAAUUGAUACCGCAGUUGUGUCAACAGGUGAAAGUACGAAUGAUACUGCUGCAACCUCAUCAAUAGAAGAAAAAAAAACUUUUUGGCAACAAUUAUCACACACUCUAGAAAAUAUGGAGGAGAAAUCAUCAAAACCAGGGUCUCCAAGACAGGAAUAUCCAGAAAGACAUAAUUAUCAGUACAAUUCAAUCAAAUUUUUGAUGGAUUCUAAGAAUGGAAAACUAUUCUCAACUGAGCAUUUAUUUUCACAGAAUAUUUUUCAAAAAUCAUGCACGAAUGUCACGAAUUUUUCAAAAGCUCUUUUGAAAAGAAUUCUUCACAAAUCGACCUAUGUCAAACUACAUAAUACCGUUUACACUUGGGGUGGAUUAACAAGUAAUGGAAUUAUCAAUGAGUUGAUUACAUUGGAAUUGGACAAAAUGAAACUUUCCCCUAAAAGACAGGACAACAAAAUUUCUGAAAGGAUAUUUCAUAGUUUUGAUUUUGUUGUUCACUCAAAUGUAUUUGUGAUUAUUGGAGGUAUCGACAAGAGAGGAAAUAUUCUUUCAGACAUAAAUAUUGCUGGAGCAAAUUUUGCUUGGAACAAUUAUUCUGGACUAAUACCCAAGUUAUGUGGACAUGCUACUGCCUCUAUAUUUCAUGAGCUCUAUAUAUUUGGAGGUUUUAAUGGGGAUCUUAACAAAUAUUCUAAUGACCUUUACUGUUUUGAUUUGUUCACCAAAGAGUUACGACCUGUGAUGAGCAAGUGUCCUAUCGAGUCCAGAGCUGGCUCGAGCAUGGCAGCCAUCCAAGACAAUAUUUACAUUUAUGGAGGCCAUUCGAGAACAAGAAUUUUCUCAGAUCUCUAUAGAUUGAACAUCAGUAGCAAGACCCUUUUCAAAGUCAGCAGUAUUGAUUCUUGGGUUGUCAUUCCUCGCCUUACCAUGUCGACACUGUACACUAAUGGUAGUGAUUUACUCUUGUUUGGAGGAUGGGAUGGUCACGAGUGGAAUACGACAUUAUUUGAAGCCGACUCAAAAAAGAUGAGAUGGCAAAUAGCAACACGAGACUUUGACUCGACAUUUGACGAAUUUGUUCCUUUUUGUUCAGCCACUCCAAUCGCAGGAAAACUCAUGUUACUUGGAGGAAUUCCAAACCAAAUUCCCUUCAACUCAUUUAGAGACACAUUUUUGAGAUUUGUUUGUUGUAAGGAGCCACUCGAAGGAGAAGACUCCUCUUUAAAAGCUCCAUCAUUUCGAACACUCCAUCAGAAACGUGCAAAGGAUGAUACCAGCUUGUGUCAAUUCUAUUUGGAAUGGUACAAAACAGGGGCACCAGAAGAAUGCGAUGUGACGAUUCUCAUCAAUAGUUUGGAUGACAGUGGCGAGCAAGACAAUUUUUAUGGUCACAAAUUAAUGUUAUCGAGAUCUCCCGUGUUGAGGAAGAGGAUUCUUGCACUGGACAUGCUCGACUCCCCACAAAAUGAAAGCACUCAAUGUAUCAUCUCUGAUCACUUGAAUUUUUCAGGUUCAAUCAUGAAACAUGGCCACCCUGUUGCAAUUCUAUUAGAUGAUUUACCAAUUCAAAGUAUGAAUAAUUUAAGGACCAGCUUUACAUGUAUCAUGCAAUAUCUUUAUGCAGGGUCAUUUGAGACGAAUCAUUUAACAACUCACGAUUUUGAGGAUAUUUAUCUUUUGGCAUGCUAUUUGGAUCUACCACUGUUGAAGAAAGCACUCUGUGCGGCAGUGUUUACAUUUUCUGACAUGAAGGAGCAUGGCCUUCUAAGCUACCUCACUCAAACCAUGAAAACAUUUCUCAUUAUGGAAGAUGAAGUGAUUGAAAAUGUAGAAACACAUAUCCAAAACUUAGAUCAAACCCCUGUACCUAUUGGAAUGGUUCGAUUGGUAGCACCAAUCUCUCUUGACUCGAGUGACAUGUCAUAUCGAAGUGUUCUCGUUCACAAGUAUAUCCUAACACAACGAAGCAAGUAUUUCCGUUCAGUUUUCGACGUGAAUUUCUUAGAGUCCACAUCUCGAGUCAUGAUUUUUGAGCAAAACACCAUACGAAGUAUUCUUGCCAUCCUUAAUUAUAUGUAUACAGAAGAUCUGACCUCUGUUGAUAUGGAUCAAAACAAUGCCGUCGAAAUUUACAUGUCAAGUUUUCAAUUUGAACUCGAAGAGCUUCAUGAAUAUUCAAAGAAUGUCAUUCGAGAGCAACAGAAUGUUGAUGUUCACACCAUGAUUCAACUUCUCGAAAUUUGUGAAAAUAUUGACGACAAACUCAUGAAAGGAUUUUGCAAAUUUCAUAUUGCCAAACAUUAUGAUGAAAUUAUGAAAACAGAUCCAUCCAUGCUCGACAAGUUGAGUAAGGAAACGCGGUUUGACAUUCAAAAACAAUACUGCAAUUUGAUUAAGAAAAAAGAGAAUCUACAGAAAAAAUACGCAUCUCUCUCCUUCUCAGCAAUGCCAAAGAAGAUUGAAAAGUAUCAAUUGGGUAAAACCCUCGGUAGAGGUACCUUCUCUAAAGUCAAAUUAGCAGUGGAUACAACAGAUAACUCUCAUUGGGCAAUCAAAAUCAUUGAUAGAAAGAUGGUCAAGCAAGAAAACAUGGAGGCUCAGCUCAAGAGAGAAAUUGCCAUCAUGAAAAUCCUCAAACACAAACACGUCGUACAAUUGAGAGAGGUUCUUCAAAGCUCUAAACAUAUUUACAUUGUAUUAGAAUUGAUUACCGGAGGUGAAUUGUUCGACAGAAUUGUCGAGGCAAAACGAUUCGAUGAGAAUACAGCAAGAAAAUACUUCCAACAAUUGAUUUCGGGAAUUGAGUAUUGUCACUCUCAAGGAAUUGCUCAUAGAGAUUUGAAGCCUGAAAAUUUGUUGUUGGACUCCGAGGAUGUCUUGAAAAUUAGUGACUUUGGUUUGUCUGCACUCUCUGGUACUGAUGGACAAAGUAAGCUCCUCAUGACCACAUGUGGUACACCAAAUUAUGUCGCUCCUGAAGUAUUGAAGGAAAAAGGAUACGACGGCAAGAAGGCUGAUGUUUGGUCUUGUGGUGUAAUUUUAUAUGUCAUGUUGGCCGGAUAUUUGCCAUUUGAGGAUGAAACCAUGAAGGGACUCUUUGCCAAGAUUGAAUCUGGUAAAUUCUCAUAUCCACCACAUUUCACACCUGCCCAAACUGAUCUCAUUAGCAAAAUGCUUGUCGUAGAUCCUGAAAAGAGAAUUACUAUUGAGCAAGUCAUGGAUCACAAGUGGUUCAAGGUCAACUUUAAGAUGGAUAAGACUACCUCCAAGAUUAGCUUGACUGACAAGGAAAUUGAUGCCUCUGUUAAGUCCACCGCAGAUGCAACUGAGGUUCAAGCUUCCACAACCCCUCAACCAACUCAAUUUAAGGCAGGCACUUUGAACGCCUUCGAUUUGGCUUCCAUGUUGAUGAUGGGUUCUAUAAAUCCUCUCAUGUCCUCCGAUGCAUCAGUCAAAAUCAAGAGACAAACCAGGUUUAUGGCAAAAGGAAGCAAGUCUCAAGCUCAAACAGCAAUUGUGCACACUUUGGAUCAGUUGAAGGCCAAACCAACAACUAAGGGUGAUGAUGAAAUUAAGUGUAUGGCAACCGUGAAUCAAUCUGUGAUUACCUUCAGUGUUAAGAUUGAAGAAACAAGUGGUGGAUUCUCAGUUGUCGAAGUGAGAAGAGGAAAGGGUAAUAUUCUUGACUACAAUGCAUUCUAUCGUUUGCUUGUCACACAAUUAGGCGAUUUGGUUGUCUCUAAGGAAAUUAAAUAA
Molecule: messenger RNA, 4422 nt
Organism: Naegleria fowleri
Lineage: Eukaryota; Heterolobosea; Eutetramitea; Acrasida; Naegleriidae
Exons: 7
Coding region: 1-4422 (1473 amino acids)
Biological process (GO): protein phosphorylation
Molecular function (GO): protein binding; ATP binding; protein kinase activity
Source: RefSeq, a predicted model, not a curated record